GGGGAGAACACAGCCAACGCGGCGAAAAAUAUGUCGUAUUUUCCAACUUAACUAGCAUAUUUAUUUGUAGGAAGUACCUUCAAAAUGUCAAGACAUCGUAAUGUGCGGACUAUGAACUAUGAUGAUGAAUAUUAUGAUGAAGAUGAAGUCUAUGGACAUUCUUAUGAUGAUAGCUACUGUGUUUCACCAGCAACAGCUGCCCAGUUCACAUUCAACAGAGAGAGAGAUGUUAACUUGUCGUCGUAUAUGGAGGAGGGAAUUCCCGAGGAGGAAGAUGAAAGUGAAAGUGACCUUGAGCCACUUAGUGAUUCUGGGAGAGACAAGAUUAAACUUGAUGACAUUGAACAAGCUAAACUGAACUCUUGUUUGGAGGAGAUAGGAAAUGUCCUAGGGGAUACCAUUCCAGAGCACAUUGUUUCCCAGGCUGUUGUAAAGCAUAAAUACAACAUUCAGGCUGCCUUGAAUGAACUUUUAAAUCAGAGUGAGGCACCAAAACCACAAAGACAACCAAGGCCAGACAGACGAUCCAACAGACAAGAUGAUGAUGAUGAUUUUGAUAGCUUUUUAGAAUCUUUGGAAACUGAUGGUGAAUGCAGCAAUAUAUUUACAAGUCAAAGUGCAAUGUCUCCAAAAAUUCUAAAAUUUGGUUCAUCACCCAAAGUUGAUUACAUUCCAACAAAUAAACAAAAAUUAAUGCAGGGACAAAUAUCAAACAUUUCUGAAAGAAGCUUUUGUAAAUCAGACAGUAGUUUGUCUCAUUUAGCAGAAAAAUGUCAGGGAACUUUAGAAAAACAAAAAUGUUCAAAAGUUGAAGAGGACAAUUUUGAAACUAAUUCAGAGGUAAAAAAGCAAGGUCUCUCACUUGCUCAGCUUGCAGCUGAACAUAAAAAGCCUUCGCUAUCACAGCUUGCAGCAGCUAAGAAAGAAGUUUCUUUAGCUCAGUUGGCAUCAGAACAAAAGGAAUUGUCUCUAACUCAACUUGCAGAACAAAAGAAUGCAUUGACUGGUAUAGCCUUGAAACAGCAAGGUCCAUCACUAACACAGCUUGCUGCAGCACACAAGGGAAAUAUGUAUCCAGAGGCGAAAAAGCCCUCACUAGCACAGCUAGCUGCAAAACAAAAGGAAUCAUCAACCUCAUCAAAAGUAGUGGGACUGUCUGUUGCUGAGACCGAGACAAAAAAGCCAGUGAUGUCUUUAAGUCAACUUGCCUCAAAAGAGAAGGGGAUAUCCUUAGCCCAGCUUGCUUCUAAUGGAAAGGAAACUUCUUUAAACCACCUUAGAAAAACACCAGAAGAUUCCUCUUUAGUUACAACUGCAGAUAAACCAAAAAUAUCUCUAGCUCAACUUGCUAAAGCACAAAAACAGGAAUCUCUCACUGCUCUUUCAGUAGCAACAGUUGAAGACCAGUUGUCCACAGACCAAAAGGGGACAUCUUUAGCAGAUCUGGCUACAAAGCAGAAAGGUCUAUCUGGGGUUAGAGCAAAACAGGGAGAAAAAGCAAUGUCUCUAGCACAGCUUGCAUCAAAAAGCAAAGCCUCUUCACAUAGUACUGGGGUUUCUCUAAGUCAGCUUGCUAAACAACAAGAACAGAUUGGAUGUUCAGCUUUGACUGUUAGUUUAAGUGAACUUGCAAAGCAAAAGAAAGUGAAGACUAAAGGCAGCAGUGAUUCAGGAUCAAAGAAAAUGGCAGGAAUGUCUAGUAGUACUCAGCCAAUAAGUAUUCCCUCCGAAAAUAUUUCACUCAAAAUGUUGGCAAAGGAAAAGUCGUUGCUGGAUCCUUCAAAAUCAUCAAAGGAAAAUAGCCAGGAAAUGCAAACAGAGGAAACUGAUUUGAAUACUAAGAAAUCAGCAGAAGAUGUAAUCAUUGAAAAGCUGUCUUUAGAUUUUGACACCUUACUUACCUUAACCAAAAAGCCGUCAUUUGUUGGAAAAGUUAUUUGUGGAAACUUUGCUGUACUGAAAAAGAAGUUAAAGAGUAAUGAUUAUUAUACUAAUCAGCCAUUUUCAUUUGUGAACCAAAAACAACACACAGGUCGCCAUUCACCAGAACAACAAAAGAAGUUUCCUACUUUUGAUUUCUCUACACCAUCACCAGAUGAUAUCAUAAAAGAAAAGCAGAAGAAAGCUUUUACUCGUUCAGGGCAAAGAGUGGAUUCCAAGUGACAAAAUAGCAUUCCCUUAAUACUCCCAAUCUAUUGUCAUAAUGAACUGUUUGAACUAGAAAGCAUUAAAUGUGUUUCAGUAUGCAUAAUUAACAUAAGCAGCAUAAUGUCUGCAAUAAAAUUGAAGAAGUUUUUACAACUCUAAACCCUAAAAUAUACUUGUAAAUAACAGUUAGUAAAUAACAGUUAGUGAACAAAGAAGGUU
Saccostrea echinata is the source of this 2367-nucleotide messenger RNA. Its product is annotated as HBS1-like protein. The record is from RefSeq and is a predicted model, not a curated record. Gene Ontology annotation, molecular function: GTPase activity; GTP binding. The transcript is spliced from 6 exons. The coding region runs from base 85 to 2163 and encodes 692 amino acids. Lineage: Eukaryota; Metazoa; Mollusca; Bivalvia; Ostreida; Ostreidae. Gene Ontology annotation, biological process: translation.